AUUGGUGUUUUUUGUAUGAAUAAUUUGUAUGAGAAAAUUGAUGUUAAACUUUUAUUUUGAAAAAAUACUUGUUAUUGUAAAUUUUUUACCACAAAAAUCCAUGGGUACCCAUGAACACGCGGAUACCCAGUGGGUUGGGUUUAAGUUUUUAAAACCCAGCGGGUUUUACCCCUGUUUUUUUUGGCGGAUAAACCCAUGGGUUUGGGUUUGACAAAACCCGCCCCAUCCCGACCCAUUGCCAUCCCUACUGCCAACCCACAGCUUCCUCCCUAGGGGCCCACUAUGGAGUACUUCUAUAUUCUACGGAUCGCAGAUAUCCGCCCCUUCAUCCAGUUUGCCCAUCCCUGCCAACAACUUCGAGAUCAAGCCAUGCUGGAUCCAGUUGAUUACAUCCUACAUCCAGUUCCAUGGGCUCAAGGAUGAAGAAGCGAGGGUGCAUCUUUCUAGAUUCUUGCAACUGACCAAUGGGUCAAGCUAAACGGUGUCCCAGAUGACGCGAUCCGUCUUCACCUCUUCCCCCACUCCCUGGCGGGGAAUGCGAAGAGGUGGCUAGAGACUCAGCCACCAUUGUCCAUCACUUCUUGGGAUGAUCUGGCCAACAAGUUCGUACACAGGUACUAUCCGGCCUCUUAGCCUCAGAGAUUCAACAGGAGAUCACUCAUUUCCGCCAAGAAGAUGAUGAAUAGUUGCGAGAUGCUUGGGAGCGGUACUCGGGUCUGUUCUGGAAGUGUCCCCAUCACGGCUUUGGUGAUGCAUUCACUAUGGGGAAUUUCUAUAGUGCUCUGUCUCCGGAGAGUCAGAGAUUGAUUGAGUCUUUAUGUCCGAGUGGAGACAUUCUCACUAAGACUCCACACGAGCUGAAUAAGAUGAUCACUACUUUGACCGCCAGAGAUCAUUCUUGGGGGCAGAUCACCAGAGGUAGGAACUCUCGCGACAGAGGUGUGCAUGCCAUGGAGGCAAGGUUAGGGCUUGAGCGAGAGGUAGCAGAGUUGGUUCAGACAUUGAAGCAGCCUAACAGUCUCAUUCCAGGCAGAGGCAUGGCCGCACCUCCUGUAGCACAGUGCCAGUGGUGUGAGUGUUCGAACCACUUGGUGGUGGAUUGUCAGACUAUGCGGGAGUCCUCCACACCCCAGGAGUAGUUGGACUUUAUCGCCAAUGCUCGGCGCCUUGACCCCUAUAGUGGUACCUAUAAUGAGGGGUGGUGCCAACAUCUCAAUUUCACCUAGGGGGAGAAGAGGGCAACAACAACAGCAUCACCAAGCCUCCCAGUUUCACAACACCACCUGGUUGUUUACAACAGAGGCAGCAGUACCAGACUUGACAGGGUCCAUUUCUGCAGCAGCAGCCGUUUCAGCCCAAACAGGGGCAUCCUUCCAGCAGAAACAGAGGAAAUUUGCCUAGCCGGCAUCAGCCCUAGCACAGGGUGACCAGAUGUCGGAGCUGAAAAACAUGGUGACGACUUUCGUGAGCACUAGUACAGAGAAGUUCGCUAGGAUGGACCAGUUCAUGGAAUUCUCUAUGGGGAAAUGCAAUGCACUGGAGGCAGGCCAGAGAAACCAGAGUGCUAUUUUGCAGGACCUCCAGAACCAAAUUGGAGGAAUCGCUCAUAGCAAUAACACCAGGGUACCGGGAACUCUACCUGGCAACACCAUCCCAAAUCCUCACGAGCCUCACCAGCAGUUAGAUGCAAUCACUACUGGAAGUGGCAAGACGACGUCUACUAUACCUGCUCUGGCCAGACAGGAGGAACCAACACCUGCUCCAGUACUUCCAGCUGAAGAUGAAGAGGUGGGGAUAGAGAAGGAAGAACUUGCUCCCAAGCCACAACAAGUGGUUAAGGAGCAUGUUCCCCAGCUUCCCUUCCCCACUCGUAUGCACAAGGACAAGCUGGAGACUGAGUUUGCCAAAUUCAUGGCAAUGUUGAAGCAGGUCAACAUCAGCAUGCCGUUCAUGGAGGCACUGUCGAAGAUGCCCAAGUAAGCAAAAUUCACGAAGGAUCUCCUCACUAACAAAAAGAAACUUGGGGAUCUCUCGACAGUGAUGCUGAGCGAGGAGUGUUCUGCAAUCCUGCAGAACAAGUUGCCAAAGAAGCGCAAAGACCCAGGGAGUUUUACUAUCCCUCUUGUUAUUAGCAGCAUGCAUGUAGAAAAGUCAUUGGCGGACCAAGGUGCUAGCAUCAAUGUCAUGCCUUAUAAACUGUUUAAGAAGCUAGGCCUAGGUGAACCUAGAACCACUAGGAUGAGUAUUCAGUUAGUUGAUCGGUCAAUUGUGCAUCCUAGGGGUAUCAUAGAGGACUUGAUUCUUAAUGUGGGUGCAUUCACAUAUCCUGUUGAUUUUGUUAUCUUGGAUAUAAAUGAGGAUGUGGAUGUGCCUAUGAUUUUGGGUAGACCAUUUCUCGACACCGCCAAGGCGUUGAUUGCAUAGUGGCAAGUUAAUUUUGUGGGCUCAGGGCUGGGGAUGAACAAGCUACAUUUUAUGUGUCUGAUAAUGCAAAACAUUCCCAUAUGCAUGAUGACUUGGAUUACUGUGACAUGCUUGCUGAUUUUGAAACCACACUUGCCAUCACGAGUGCGGGUACUGACAAUGCCCUUGAAGCUACUAUUCUCGACUUGGUAGCCAAAAUUACUCGGCAAAGCAACUCCAACAAGUAAUUUCACUUGAUUGUUUGGAUGGUGAGGUAGAAAGGUUUGUGAUGCCAUAUAUGUGUUUAUGUACUAACAUGUGAGUGGCGUGGUGGACUGCUGCAUUUGGGUGGAGAAGCUACAGAGGGCCUGGUGCUUGUUUUUUAUGCUUGUUUUGGGUGGAGAAGCAUUAUGUGUUGAUGCUUGUUUUUGGGGUAGAAGGGUUAGGCUGUUAAACUGAACUAUUAGCAUAUAUUGGCUCUUCUGUGAACGGAUAUUGCUAGAUAUUAGCUCUUCUAUAAGUUUAGGAUAAUGGAUUCACUCAUGAGCAGAAUAUAUUGAAUAUUUUGUAGUAGCAGAUUUGGGCUCUUUUGUGGAAUGAAUAAAAAUGGACUUUGUUCUGUCAAACAGCUAUUGAUGUACCUCAGAUGAUAGAAUUAUAUUUUUUCACAUGAUUUUUUCCCUAUAACCUAAUUUAAAAUGACAAAAUGUGGGCAAACAAUUCGUCAAAACAGGUUAGAGCAAAUUGUGACAAAUAUGCUUUGUCAUAAUACUAGUUAAAACUGUGACAAAAAAUAACUUUGUGACAAAAAAUGCGACCAUCUAUAUCAUUAUAACCUACACAUUUGUCACAAACGGUGCCCAUAAAUCACGUAUAGUGUGACGAAAUAGAACUGCGUUGUGGCAAAGAUAUCACCUUGUUGUUACAAAUUAUUGUCACAAUGACGUCCUAUUCUGACGUAAUGUUUUGGGCACAAUACAGGAAACAUUGUUGUGAUGUAACGUAAAAUAGUUUGUCACACUAGAUCUAAUACGACUGGGCUCUUGCAACGAAACUUUGUGACAAAGGAUUUUGUCACAAUAGUCAUAUUUUGACAAAGUUGCCAGUUAUUGUGACAAAAACUAUCUGUCAUAAUAGGCAUAUUUGUUGUAGUGACGAUCGCAGCCGUAAACUUGGUAUCCCUCGGCAGAGAACUUAUGCUUUUGCCUUCUUUCCUACUUUACUUCAAUUGAAGUGUUAAAGUGACCGGAUUAACUCCAAAUUGAUCCCCGAUUGAUUGUAGACGAGUAAAAGACCUGGAAUAUCAUCAAAAACACAAAGCAAGCGUAAAAUAUGACAAAUUGAGGAUAAACAAAUGACUAAGUGAUGCUAUUUUCCCAUAAAAGCCUUCAUAUCAAAAUAACCCAUGCUAAAGCUAUUGAUUUACAAAUAGGAAGGAAAAUUAGCAUAAAUUAGCUUGCAACGU
This is a messenger RNA of Linum trigynum, 3868 nucleotides long. The record is from the annotation of a GenBank genome assembly. Lineage: Eukaryota; Viridiplantae; Streptophyta; Magnoliopsida; Malpighiales; Linaceae.